AUGUCAAAGUCGGCCGUGGACCUCAAGAAUGAGGGCAACAAGGCCUUUACGUCGGGCGACUACCCCGGCGCUGUCGAAUUGUACAGCAAAGCCAUAGAACUUGACGAUAAGGAGCCUCUGUUUUUCACCAACCGAGCUCAGGCGUACAUCAAGACGGAAGCAUUCGGCUAUGCCAUUGCCGACACGACCAAGGCCCUGGAGCUGAACCCCAAGCUCGUCAAGGCAUACUACCGUCGGGGGCUUGCGCGGGCAGCCAUUCUCCGACCCAAGGAGGCCAUUGAUGACUUCAAGGAGUGCGUCAAGCUGGAUCCCGGUAACAAGGAUGCGCGCCUCAAGCUCGAGGACUGCAAGAGGAUCGUGCGCCAGAUGGCUUUCUUCGCCGCCAUCGAGGUGGGUGACGAACCCUCUGCCGCUGAAGGCCUGGACCUCGACAGCAUGGCCGUCGAUGACAGCUACGACGGCGCCCGCCUCGGCAGCGAGAUGACGCAGGAAUUCAUCGACGACAUGACGGAGCGCUUCAAGACGGGCAAGAAGAUUCACCGUAAAUACGUCUACCAGAUUAUCUUGGCCGUCAAGAAGCUCGUGUACGACGAGCCGACAAUGGUGGAGAUUUCGGUUGCCGACGACGUUCAGUUGACGGUAUGCGGUGAUACUCAUGGUAGGUUCUUAGAUUCCCACAAUCUAGAGACACACCGGGAAAAGGGCAACGCGCUAAACACAUGCAACCAAACAGGCCAAUACUUUGACCUCAUGGAGCUCUUCCGACGUAACGGCAAGCCCAGCGACAAGCACUGGUACCUCUUCAACGGCGACUUUGUGGAUCGUGGCUCGUGGUCCUGCGAGAUCGCUCUCCUCUUGUACGCAUACAAGUGGCUGCGGCCCAACGCCUUCUUCCUCAACCGCGGCAACCACGAGACGGACGACAUGAACAGGGUCUACGGUUUCGAGGGAGAGUGCAAGGCCAAGUAUAACGAGAGAGUAUUCAAGCUCUUCUCCGAGAGUUUCUCGGCGCUGCCCUUGGCCACCCUCGUGGGUAAGAGCUACCUCGUCCUCCAUGGCGGUCUCUUCUCCGACGACAAGGUGACCCUCGACGACAUCCGCAAGCUCAACAGGCACAACCAGAGGCAGCCCGGCCAGUCGGGCCUGAUGAUGGAGAUGCUGUGGACGGAUCCCCAGGUGGAGCCCGGGCGUGGCCCCAGCAAGCGCGGUGUUGGAAUGCAGUUUGGCCCGGACAUUACCAAGAGGUUCUGCGAGAACAACGGUCUCGAGGCCAUCAUUCGCAGCCACGAGGUUCGCAUGGACGGAUACGAGGUGCAGCACGACGGAAGGUGUAUCACAGGUAGGCCGUCUCACAACGAUACGCAUGCAUGCAUGUAUAUCUCGGGAGUGUUGUCCUUUGUCGCUAACGACUGCUUGCGCGGUGCUUACAUCAACAUCGGUUCGGAUUACAAGCUCAAGUUUGAGAAAUUCGAGGCGGUACCGCAUCCCGAUAUCAAGCCCAUG
Geosmithia morbida is the source of this 1503-nucleotide messenger RNA. RefSeq lists its product as uncharacterized. Gene Ontology annotation, molecular function: protein serine/threonine phosphatase activity; protein binding. Gene Ontology annotation, cellular component: nucleus; cytosol. The record is from RefSeq and is a predicted model, not a curated record. The transcript has 4 exons. NCBI's taxonomy places the organism in Eukaryota, Fungi, Ascomycota, Sordariomycetes, Hypocreales, Bionectriaceae. The annotation marks the transcript as partial.